GCCGACACUGCAACGCCCACCACCUCGCUUGCUCGUGCGCACGUGGAUGGAUGACCCAGCGCCGCCGCCCACCAACGUCAUGAACAGUCAGAACGAUACCCACGCCAGAAGGCAGGCAAAACCAGUGGCGGCGACAACACACACAACAAAGUGGAGCAAGCAAAGAAGCAAGCAAGAAGCAGGCAAGAGCCAAGCACACAAACGCAAGGACGUCGUCAAAAUCAGCAGCUGCUGCACCACACCACCGAACGACAGACCAAACAUAAUCUGCUGUUCCGCCACCCACACGAGUUUCAUUUUCCACCCUUCCACCACUCACUCCAACUGAGGAGUCUCUUGACGUGCACAGCACCUGCCCCAACAAAAGCAACCAGAGUUGUUCUAAUUCCCAACAACAGCAGGCAACAACAACAACAACCAAAAGUUGCUUGUUGUUUGCAGCUAGCCCUUCGCCUUCAACUUAGCGUCUCAUCUCGACCCCAUCAAAAGGGUUCAAAGCACACUCGACAAUGACAAUCGUUCGCGUUCGCCGCGCGGCGAUGGCAACCGCACUGGUGUGCGUUGCCCUCGCCAUGGGUUGCAUGGCUCCGCCACACAUGGCGGCUGCUCGCCCCCUUCGCACCAAGAUUCAGCCAAACGACAACAGUGACAACCACAACGCUGGCGCCCAAGACGCCGCAGCAGCAUUGGCAUCAGCAAGUGACGCGGGCCUGCCCUCGCUCAAGGACCUGGACGUGGACAGGAUCAAGGCCCCAUCGGCGAUUGGCGCAGCAGGCCGCCCCCUGACCGUGCAGCGUGUCAAGGCGCCCUCGUCGCUCGCUGCUGAAGCGCCUGCGAACGGCAAGGCAAAGGUUGACCGCAUCCACGGCCCCGACAGCGACACAGACAACAGCAGCAGCAGCAGCAAUGGUAAGGCCCGGCGCUCCCUCGCUGUUGGCGCACCGCCCUCCAAGCUGAAGAUGAACACGCUCAAGGACAACGCCCCAGCUGCAUUCGCUGAGUUGAGCGAGCUCCCGCCUGCGGCAAAGAAGCGCGCCCAGGACAAGCUGGACAAGAUGGACAUCCCUGCUGUCGACGGCCGCACGCUGCACUUUGGUCCAGACGGCGAACCGUAUGUCGCAGACGACUUUCCAGUGCCGCCCGUGUCGAGGGAACGCGUCGAGGAGGAACACGGGCGCGGCCGCCGCUUCCUCACAGAGAACCCACCAUCAUCUUACGACAACAACGGCCUGCCCAUUUACCACAGCCGACCGGGUGCGCCCAACACCAUGGUGCUCGACUUUGAUGGCCACACCACCACCAGCAACAACUACUGGGGCGCCUUCUCUGCCCGUCCGUAUGAUCCAUCCAACGACGGUACCGCGUUCUCGUCCUAUGAACAGGGCCAGAUUGCCCUCAUUUGGCAGCGCAUUGCCGAGGACUACGCUCCGUUCAACAUCGACGUCACAACAGAGCCAUUCGUCACCCAGGGGCCGACAGACAUGCACGUGCUCAUCACGCUGAGCGUGCAGACGACAGGCUACGCCAUGCCACGUCAUACUUCUGGCGGUGUGGCGGUUUUGAAUGUGUUUGGCUCAUCCAUCUACGAGUAUUAUUCCCCAGCCCUCGUGUACUACGACAACCUGGGUGAUGGAUACGCCCCCUACAUCUCCGAGGCCGCAUCACACGAAGCAGGUCACAACUUUGGGCUGAACCACGACGGGUACGGGAGCAGUUCCUACUAUCGGGGCCUGGAUGGAACCACAAGCGCAAACUCAUGGGCACCCAUCAUGGGCAUUGGAUACGGAAAAGCCGUGACGCAGUUCAGCAACGGAGAGUAUGCCGGCGCCACCAACACCCAGGACGACGUUUCGAUCAUCGGCGGGCAGACGGGCUUUGCCGCUGACGAGGCAGGAGACACCCCCGCCACAGCCACGAGCGUCACGUACACGGGCGGCAACGACUUCAAGGCGGACGGCGUGAUUUCUGUGCGCACGGACAAGGAUUGGUGGAAGGUGCAGCUGGCUGGGCAGGGCAGCAUCAGCGUGUACGCGACACCGUGGUACUCAAGCACGGACACGCCGGGGAACAACCUGGACAUCAAGCUGACGGUGUAUGACAGCAACGGCACACCAAUUGCGGUGAGCAGCCCAAGCGGCAGCACGGACGCAUCUGUGUCGCUGGCGUCGCUGGCGGCGGGGUCCUACUACAUUGAGAUUGACGGCGUGGGCGACCCAGCGGUGCUCGCAACCGACUAUGGCUCACUCGGACAGUACCGCAUCACGGGGUCAGUCGUCGCGGACGGCACAACCACAACGAGCACGACAACAACCACGACAACUACGACGACAACUACGACGACAACGAGCACGACAACAACGACGACGACAACGAGCACGACAACAACAACAAGCACGACAACAACAACGAGCACGACAACAACAAGCACGACAACAACAACGAGCACGACAACAACCACAAGCACGACGACAACGAGCACGACAACAACAACGAGCACGACAACAACCACAAGCACGACGACAACGAGCACGACAACAACAACAAGCACGACGACAACGAGCACGACAACAACCACAAGCACGACAACGUCGACGACAACCACAAGCACGACAACAAGCACAAGCACGACAACAAGCACAAGCACGACAACGUCAACCACAACAACUACGACGACUACAACAACCACGACGACAACGACGACAACGGCCUGUGUGAAUGACGGCCUUGAGAGCAACAACGCAUACACAACAGCCACUGUCCUGUCCACAAGCGACGUGGCUUUGAACGCGGUGAUCUGCGGUGGUGAUGUGGACUGGUACCGCGUGCCGGUGUGCGGCGGCGGUACCGUGUCGAUCACAGUUGGGUUCAGCCAAGCUGUGAGUGACCUUGACGCCGUCCUGUACACGCAAGCAGGAGCUGGUGUGUCGACUGGAUACUCGACCUCGGACAACGAGGAGCUGUCCCACACAGACACGACUGGGUAUGACACGCUGUACUACCUUGUUGUGUACAGCUACAACGAUCAGAGCACGGCGUACGACAUCUCCAUCUCCGUGGAUUGCCCCACCACCACCACAACUACAACGACCACGACAACCACGACGACAACCACCACAACUGCCUGUGUGAACGAUGGCCUUGAGAGCAACAACGCAUACACAGCAGCCACUGUCCUGUCCACAAGCGACGUGGCUUUGAACGCGGUGAUCUGCGGUGGUGAUGUGGACUGGUACCGCGUGCCGGUGUGCGGCGGCGGUACCGUGUCGAUCACAGUUGGGUUCAGCCAAGCUGCGAGCGACCUUGACGCCGUCCUGUACACGCAAGCAGGAGCUGGUGUGUCGACUGGAUACUCGACCUCGGACAACGAGGAGCUGUCCCACACAGACACGACUGGGUAUGACACGCUGUACUACCUUGUUGUGUACAGCUACAACGAUCAGAGCACGGCGUACGACAUCUCCAUCUCCGUGGAUUGCCCCACCACCACCACAACUACGACGACUACAACAGCCACGACGACAACCACCACAACGGCCUGUGUGAAUGACGGCCUUGAGAGCAACAACGCAUACACAACAGCCACUGUUCUGUCUGCGAAUGACGUGGCAGUGAACGCGGUGAUCUGUGAUAGUGAUGUGGACUGGUACCGCGUGCCGGUGUGCGGCGGCGGUACCGUGUCGAUCACAGUUGGAUUCAGCCAAGCUGUGAGUGACCUUGACGCCGUCCUGUACACGCAAGCAGGAGCUGGUGUGUCGACUGGAUACUCGACCUCGGACAACGAGGAGCUGUCCCACACAGACACGACUGGGUAUGACACGCUGUACUACCUUGUUGUGUACAGCUACAACGAUCAGAGCACGGCGUACGACAUCUCCAUCUCCGUGGAUUGCCCCACCACCACCACAACUACGACCACGACACCAGCUGCUGGCGAUUUCCCUUCGCUGUCAUGCCCUGCCAACGAUGGGUAUGAGCCCAAUGACAACCGCCGCAACUUGCAGCGCACUUUCAGCCCCGGCACAUACUACGGUGUCUUGUGCAACGGCGAGCUUGACUGGUUCAAGGUGCGUGCUUGCAGGCACGGCGUCAUUCGCGCGCACGUCGACCUGGACCCGGCCACGGCCAAUUCAGUCAACGUGGGCAUUCACCGAAACAACGGCCGCCCGCUUGGCCUGCAGAGGCUGCGGGAUGGUGAUUUGGAGACUGACGUCGCCGUGUAUGCCCCGUACGAUGGCGAGUACUUGGUGAAGGUUGCCGGCUUUGUUCGCAGGUCUGCUCCAAUUUACCGUGUCAUCAUCGAAGUUGUCGGGUGCAGCUGAGACAUUGUUUGAGUGUUGGUUGUGUUACAUUAAAGUUUACAUUACUCAAUUGUUAAAACGACGGCCGCAAGGUUGGAAGGGAAUGGGAGUGUGGCUGCUCACGUUAGUCUGCCUGUUGUGUUGUGGGAGAGUUGUUUGUCUGUGCGUCGUGUCUGUUUGUGUUUGUUCUUUCUCUUUAUCUAGUUAUCUCCAUGUGUUCUCCAGGACUUGCUCCUUCCCUGUAUCUCUCCAGCUCUGUUCUUGGCUUGCUUACGUGCUGAAAUACAC
Messenger RNA from Salpingoeca rosetta, 4586 nucleotides. RefSeq lists its product as uncharacterized. The record is from RefSeq and is a predicted model, not a curated record. The transcript is spliced from 5 exons. The coding region runs from base 510 to 4319 and encodes 1269 amino acids. Gene Ontology annotation, molecular function: protein tyrosine phosphatase activity. Lineage: Eukaryota; Choanoflagellata; Craspedida; Salpingoecidae.